AUGGAAGACGCUCCUUUAUAUAAUGAGAAACAAUCAAUACGAGAGAAGGCGAAAUCAUUGAAAAAGUAUGGCAGUACGUGUAAUCAUUUUAAACGACCUGUUGCUGUUAAAGUAUUUAUCACCAAAACUGAUACGUUACAAGGGAUUGCUUUGAAAUAUGGAGUCACUACAGAACAAAUUAGGAGAGCAAACAGACUCUUUGCAUCAGAUAGCUUAUUUCUGCGAGAAUAUCUUUUAAUUCCAAUUACAAAAGAAUCGCCCUACUACGACCCGAAUGAUGAGAAUAUAAUUGAAAACCGAAUUACACACAGAGCAUCAGUAGCCACAAUGCAAAGCAUACCAGAUAGUAAUGUUGUAACACCAACAACACCAGAAGAUCAGACUUGUAUAGAUAAUUUCUUAGAUAAAGUUGAUACUGCUAUAGCAAUGACAAAGAAAUAUGUUAAACAACAUCAGGAUUCUAUAGAUGUGACUGAUUUUCCAUCAAAUGGAGGUGCUAGUUUUCUAAGGAAUAGUCAUUCUAAUUACGGAUUAAGACAUCAGGGUACUUCCUCAUCAUCAGGGAGCACCCAUGAAUUAGCCUCAGGUUUACCACACACCCAAAUUGUAAUGACGCAAGGUAGGAAAGUUAGAACAUCUCUUCAAAGACUUCAGCAACAACAAGAUGAAAUGUUUGAGUUGUAGCAGUUAAUGUGAUAUUAAAAAUUAUGGUAGUGGUUUUUGAGAUAGUUUAAACCAAAUACAUGAAAUAUUAAAUAUUGAUUCUGUAUAAAGUAAUAUACAUAUGAUUAUUGGUAUGUUAAACAUUUAAAUAUAUUUAUAUACACAAAAACUC
Messenger RNA from Ctenocephalides felis (cat flea), 835 nucleotides. Its product is annotated as lysM and putative peptidoglycan-binding domain-containing protein 2-like. The record is from RefSeq and is a predicted model, not a curated record. Lineage: Eukaryota; Metazoa; Arthropoda; Insecta; Siphonaptera; Pulicidae.